Triticum turgidum subsp. durum (durum wheat) is the source of this 2877-nucleotide messenger RNA. NCBI's taxonomy places the organism in Eukaryota, Viridiplantae, Streptophyta, Magnoliopsida, Poales, Poaceae. The record is from the annotation of a GenBank genome assembly.
AUGGAGGCUGCUCUGGUGAGUGCAGCUACCGGGGCAUUGAAACCUGUCCUGGGGAAGCUGGUCACUCUUCUCGGUGACAAGUACAAGCGUUUCAAUAGGGUGCGCAAGGAUAUCAAGUCCCUCACCGACGAACUCAGGACCAUGCAUAAUUUUCUCCUCAAGAUGUCGGAAGUGGAGGAUCUUGAUUGGCAGGAUAAGGUGUGGAUGAAUGAGGUGCGGGAGCUUUCCUAUGACAUGGAGGACGCCAUCGACGACUUCAUGUUGUGUGUCGAUGAUAAAGACACUAAGCCAGAUGGCAUCUUGGAGAUCAUCAAGAGCUCGCUUGGGAAGAUGAAGGCUCGCCGUCGGAUUGGUAGCGAGAUCCAAGAUUUGAAGAAACAAAUCAUCGAGGUGGGCGACAGGAAUGCAAGGUACAAGGCUCGUGAGGCUUUCUCCAAGGCUAGUAAUGCAACUGUUGACCACAGAGCUCUUGCGAUCUUUGAGCAUAAAUCAAAGCUUGUUGGAAUUGACGAACCAAAGGCUGAGAUAAUCCAAAUCUUGACACAAGAGGAUGGAUGUGUGUCAACACAAAUGCAGUUAAAGGUGGUUUCCAUAGUUGGAUCAGGAGGGAUGGGCAAGACAACUCUUGCAAACCAAGUGUAUCUAGAGCUCAAAGAGAAAUUCGAGUGUCAGGCUUUCUGUUCAGUCUCACAACACCCAGACAUGAUAAAAGUCCUGAGAACUAUUCUCAGUGAGGUGGCUAAGAAAGAUUAUGCCAUCACAGAAGCUAUGGAUGCUCAACAACUGAUCUUCAAGAUCUCCAGAUUUCUAGAGAACAAAAGCUAUUUUAUCGUUGUCGAUGAUAUAUGGAAGAAUGAUUCAUGGGAUGUCAUCAAGUGCGCAUUCCCCGUAACCAGUUGUGGCAUAAUAAUCACCACUACUCGUAGAAAGGAUGUCGCUUGUUCAUGUCGUUCAUCAUUCAAUGGUCAUAUUUAUAACAUAAGACCUCUUGAUAUGAUGCAUUCGAGACAGUUAUUUCUCAUGCGACUAUUCAACUAUAGAAAUGGCUUCCCUUCACACCUUGAAGAGGUUUCUAGUCAAAUCUUGGAAAAAUGUGGUGGCUUACCUUUAGCGAUCAUUGCUAUAUCUAGUUUGUUGGCAAAUAGAGGAAGUACAAAGGAUCAGUGGGAUGAAGUGGAAAAUUCGAUUGGUUGUGCACUGGAAAGAAAUGAUACUGUUGAUAGAAUGAUGAAGAUUAUGUCACUUAGUUACUUUGAUCUUCCUCCUGAUCUCAAGACUUGUUUAUUGUAUCUGAGUAUAUUUCCAGUGGGCUAUGUUAUUGACAAGCAAGAUCUCAUACGAAGAUGGACUGCUGAAGGAUUCAUUCAUAAAAACUCCAGAUAUACGGUACAUGAGGUAGGUGAUAUGUAUUUUAAUGAGCUCGUGGAUAGGAGUUUAAUCCAACCCGUGAAGACUGAAGAGCAUGGUAAGGUGAACGGUUGUCGAGUUCACAACACAAUUCUUGAUUUCAUCAUCUCCAAGUCCAUCGAAGAGAACUUUGUUACUUUAGUUGGUGUUCCAAAUCUUAAAAUUGAUACAGAAAGCAAAGUUCGCCGGCUCUCUCUCCAUGUUGAAGAUGCAGAAAAUUCUACCAAUCGGCUCUCUCUCCAUGUUGAUGAUAAAAGGAAUUCUAUUCCACUGACGAGCCUAGAGUUGUCUAAUGUCCGAUCACUCACUGUGUUUGGGCAAUCAUGGGAAAUCCCUUCAGCGGUGGAGUUUCGUCAUUUGCGCGUUUUUGGCUAUGGAUCGGGUUGCCGCCAUAUGAAAAACCAUCAUCUUGCAAAUAUGGGGAGCUUCUUUCAACUGAGGUACCUGAACCUGAGUUGGACAGGAAUAAGCGAGCUUCCAGAUCAAAUCAGACAAGCACGGUGCCUAGAGUUGUUGGACCUAAGAGGCACCAGGAUAUUUGAAUUACCAGCAACUAUUAUUAAUCUCAGAAAAUUGGUUCAUCUAUUUAUCGACACUGGUGUUAAAUUUCCUGAUGGAAUUGAGAAGAUGCAGGCACUGGAAACGUUGAAACAGGUCGGAAUCCUCAAACAACCAUUUAACUUCCCGCAAGAACUUGCCAAGCUACGGAAUUUAAGGAAGUUAUCCCUUCACUUUCAUGGCGAUUCUGCUACUGAGGCUAAGAAUGAGUUCAAGAAUGUUAUUGCUUCUUGUCUUCAUAAGCUAGGAAACCUACGUUCUCUUACUGUUUGGAGUGGGGGAAGCUUCUUACAGGGACCUUUGUGCCCUGUUCCUCUCAGCCUCAAGAAACUUGUGGCUUGGAAUUCAACCAUCUGUCGGGGCCCGGCUAGGGUGGGCUCUCUCGUCAACCUACAACGGUUACACCUUGAAGUGGAGGGAGUCAGUAAGGGAGAUCUCUGCAUCCUUGGAAGCUUACCUGCUCUACUUGUUUUGGAUCUGAUGGUAAGAGAAAAUCGUAAUCAUAGAAGUCUCAAGGUCGAUGGUGGAAUUGGGUUCCGAAGCUUGAGGCAGUUUUAUUAUGAUAUCAGGGAUGAAGCGAUGAAUCUGAUAUUUGCAGCAGGAUCCAUGCCAGAGCUAGAAACGCUCGAGAUUUCUUUUGACGCGGAUCAAACCGAGUCUCUGAAUACUAGUGGUGGUUUUGACUUUGGAAUCGAAAACCUUCCUUGCCUCAUUGCUCUCAGAUGUAGAGUAUAUCGCUGGCAGGAUAGAACAUUUCAGGCUGCAAAGGCUGCCAUGGAGAGAGUGGCCAGCACACAUCCCAACCAUCCUAGUAUAAUCGUUGAACCAGGGACGGAGCUGGUAUACGACCAGUGGUGCCAAAUGAACCCAAUGAAUUUUUCCAGUCUUCUCGAGAGUUUUCUAGUUGACUGA